UUAAAAUAAUGCUCUAUUAUCGACGAAAGAAAAGUGACUUCUCUAUAAAAGGACAUUGCACAUUAUUUAGAAUAGACAAGAAAUUUUGAUAUGGAAUUUAAAGGACUUUGUUUCGCGCUGUUCUUACUCGUGCCCGCUGCGUUUGUGAGCGGGCAGGGUUUUCAUCCGCCUGGUCAAAUAUCCGAAGUAUGUUUUGACUGCUUGUGUGAGGCUUCUACUGGAUGUGACAUGGAGGUAGGAUGUGUAAACAAUGGUGUUGGGCAAUAUCAUUGUGGUCCUUAUCACAUUUCCUACGAAUAUUGGGUGGAUGGUGGAAAACCCGGUGAAGAUCCCGAUAAUCCAUUAGAUUUUGAACAAUGCUUGAAUAAGAAGCCCUGCGCGGAAGCUUCUAUCAGAGGAUACGUGCAGAAAUGGUCUCAGGACUGCAACGGAGAUCAACAAAUUGAUUGUUACGACUGGGGCCUUAUACAUAAAGCUGGUCCAUAUGGCUGCAAUGGGACGUGGGUCCAGAAAACAGAAUUUUGGUCGAGAUUCAGGGCUUGUUACGAUAAAGUAUAUGAAUUUUAUGACAAAGCAUCCCUCGCUUAAAUAAAUAGGUAAUUUUUUAAAGUC
Molecule: messenger RNA, 612 nt
Organism: Stegodyphus dumicola
Lineage: Eukaryota; Metazoa; Arthropoda; Arachnida; Araneae; Eresidae
Product: invertebrate-type lysozyme-like
Molecular function (GO): lysozyme activity
Source: RefSeq, a predicted model, not a curated record